Candida dubliniensis CD36 is the source of this 1251-nucleotide messenger RNA. It is a transcript of the gene VCX1, whose product is annotated as Vcx1p. The transcript has a single exon. Gene Ontology annotation, cellular component: fungal-type vacuole membrane. Gene Ontology annotation, molecular function: calcium:proton antiporter activity. Gene Ontology annotation, biological process: calcium ion transmembrane transport; intracellular calcium ion homeostasis. The record is from RefSeq and is a predicted model, not a curated record. NCBI's taxonomy places the organism in Eukaryota, Fungi, Ascomycota, Pichiomycetes, Serinales, Debaryomycetaceae. Bases 1 to 1251 code for a protein of 416 amino acids.
AUGAGUGACUUGCCAUUAUUGGGAGGUUCUAGAAACCAAGGGAAUUUUAUUUACAGAGCUAGGAAAUCAGUUUACAAUGGCACCGUGUCUACAUUAAAGUCAUCACCAGUCAAUUAUUUAUUAAUCUUUGUUCCAUUGGGUAUCUUGGCUGGAGAAUUAGAAUGGAGUGCCACUGCUAGGUUCUUGUUGAAUUUUUUUGCCAUUGUUCCAUUGGCCUCAGUGUUGGCGUUUGCCACAGAAGAAAUCAGUGAACAUGUUGGUCAAACAGUUGGAGGGUUAUUGAAUGCCACUUUUGGUAAUGCUGUGGAAUUGAUAGUUUCUAUUAUUGCUUUAAAGGACAAUCAAGUGAGAAUCGUUCAGGCUUCAAUGCUUGGUAGUAUUUUAAGUAACUUAUUGUUAGUAUUGGGAUGCUGCUUUGUUGCUGGUGGGUUUACUAGAGUUCAGCAAACAUUCAACCAGACUGUUGCCCAAACAAUGUCAAGUUUGAUGGCAUUGGCAACCGCAUCUUUGUUGAUCCCAGCUGCUUUCCAUGCUUCUUUACCUACACCGAAAAAAGGUGGCGGCUUUCCUGAACCGGGAAGUUCUGAUGAAUUGAUUUUAUCGUUCUCCCGUGGUGUUUCUGUUGUCUUGUUGGUUGUUUACUUAUUUUACUUGUUGUUUUCUUUGAAAACCCACAAGGAAUUGUUUGAGGAAGAUCAAAGUGCCGAUGCAAUUUUGAAUGAACAUAACCAAAGUUCCACGCUUGAUGUUGUUACUGGUCCUAAGACAGAAGAUGAUGGUCAUUUAAGUAUGACUGCUGGCUUGGUCGUAUUGUUGUUCACAACCAUCUUGGUAUCAUUCUGUGCUGAUUAUUUAGUUGGGUCAAUUGACGAGAUUGUUGAAUCUUCCGGAUUGUCCAAAACGUUUAUUGGGUUAAUUGUUAUUCCUAUCGUUGGUAAUGCAGCCGAACAUGUUACUGCUAUCGUUGUUGCUAUGAAAGAUAAGAUGGAUUUAGCAAUUGGUGUUGCUAUUGGAUCUUCUUUGCAAAUUGCCAUUUUUGUGACUCCAUUCAUGGUUUUGGUAGGUUGGAUUAUUGAUGUUCCAAUGUCAUUAUAUUUCUCCACAUUUGAAACUGCAAUUUUAUUUGUCAGUGUAUUCAUUACCAAUUUAGUCAUUUUAGAUGGGGAAAGUAAUUGGUUGGAAGGAGCCAUGUUGUUGAGCACCUAUUUGAUUAUUGCUUUGGCAUUUUUCUAUUAUCCUGAUGUUAAUUAG